Messenger RNA from Schistocerca nitens (vagrant locust), 3311 nucleotides. RefSeq names its product zinc finger protein 99-like. Gene Ontology annotation, cellular component: nucleus. Gene Ontology annotation, molecular function: RNA polymerase II cis-regulatory region sequence-specific DNA binding; DNA-binding transcription factor activity, RNA polymerase II-specific. Gene Ontology annotation, biological process: regulation of transcription by RNA polymerase II. The record is from RefSeq and is a predicted model, not a curated record. Bases 292 to 2796 code for a protein of 834 amino acids. Lineage: Eukaryota; Metazoa; Arthropoda; Insecta; Orthoptera; Acrididae. The transcript has 8 exons.
UGUCACCCUUCGUGUACUGUGUAGUCAGCAGCAACCUCGUGGUGUUGUGGAAAUUUGUGUGUGAUAUUCUCCAGGUUAUGUUCGUAACAACUAAAUACCUGAGUUGUUAGUGCUUGUUUUUGGCCUGACCGUUAAAAUCGCUACGUGUAUCUUCAUAAAAGAAACGGCUGAGUGUGUGACGUGCUGUCAGGAGCAGUUUGUCUACGAAGUAAUCUCCUCAUAUACUUCGUGGCUAACGAGAAAAGGCGGACAGUGAAAUUCAAAGGUUGUCCAUACUGUAGAACUGAAGCGAUGGACCAGGAGCCAACUAAGUGGAUAAAAAAAGACGAAACUGAUGAAGUACAAACUGAGUUACACUUCAUAGGCCAAGAUUAUCCAUUCAGCAUGAAUGUAAAAGAAGAGUUGGAGGAGGGUGUGAAUAAAGAGUUUCUUGAAGACCCAUUAAAGGCUGGCGACCCUAGUGUUUGCGUAAAGCAAGACCCCGAACUGAAACACCAUGCUGCUGGAUCUGAGCAUAAUUCUGUUGAAGAUCCAUUGGGAAUAUCGUUGUCCACUGAUUUUAUCAAGGAGGAUCCUAAAUUAAAUAUAACUGAGAAUACUGUGGAAACCUCAAUAAGAUGUGCAUCUGAUAGUGCAAGAUUUACUCAGACUACUGGUGGGAGGUGCAGCAUAUCAUGUGAAGAACCCUGUCACCAUAGACUGGUCCAGGAUGAGUUGGUGAUAGACAUGGAGAAGUCAACACAUGGGUUCAGUACCAAUACAGAAGAUAUGACUGUUGAUAAGGAAUGCUCAGUUGCCACCCAAUAUGACUGUAGUACGAGGGAAAAGGAAUUACAUGUAUAUAGUUGUAAUUUUUGCCAACAGAGCUUUUCUUCAAAAUACAGACUCAUAAUGCAUGUGUUUAUGCACAUUGGUGGAACGCAACCACCUUCGUAUGUUUGUAAGUGGUGUGGUGAGGUAUUUAACAGUAAUGUUGGCUUGAAGAAGCAUAUGAGAAUGAGUGAGAAUUGUCGAGUUUUAACUGCAGACAGUCAUGAAAAAUAUGGACAUAGUGAUGAGCAUCAAACCACUACCUCGUUGGAUAGCGAGGCAGAAGUUUCUGUCACAGAACACAAUGACCAGUCUUCAUGUAAGGAAACUUGGAGAGAUUCAAACAAGCCCUCUAAUGACAUAUGUAACACACACAUGACAAAUGAUAGAGAGAAAACAAGUAAUUAUGGAACUUUGUCUAUAGCUGUUAAUGUCAGUGCCCAGGCUGAUCUACUUACUGCAAACAGAACUCACAGAUGUGGUAUUUGUGGCAAAUUGUUUGCUAGGUCUGUUGAUUUCAACAGACAUGUUUCCAUUCAUACUGGGAAAAGACUUCACAAAUGUGAUAUUUGUGAGAAAUGGUUUGCCCAGUCACGUUAUCUAAAGGCUCACACAUUAAUUCACACUAGGAAGAAACCUUACAUGUGCGAGAUUUGUGGGAAAUCUUUUACUAUGAUAAAAGACUUCAAGAAACACUCAUUAUUUCACACUGGAAAGGAACCUCACAAAUGUGAGAUUUGUGGGAAAUCUUUUGCUGCGUCAGGCUCUCUCAAGAAACAUUCAUUAAUUCACACUGGAAAUAAACCUUACAAAUGUGAGAUUUGUGGGAAAUAUUUUACUAUAUUAGGCAAUCUUAACAAACAUUUAUUAAUUCACACUGGAAAGAAACCUCACAAAUGUGAGAUUUGUGGGAAAUCUUUUACUAAGUUAGAUAAUCUCAAGCGACAUGCAUUAAUUCACACUGGAAAGAAACCUCACAAAUGUGAGAUAUGUGGGAAAUCUUUUGCUGCGUCAGGCUCUCUCAAGAAACAUUCUAUAAUUCACACUGGAAAUAUACCUCAUAAAUGUGAGAUUUGUGGGAAAUCUUUUACUAAGUUAGGUAAUCUCAAGCGACACUCAUUAAUUCACACUGGAAAGAAACAUCACAAAUGUGAGAUUUGUGACAAAUGGUUUGCCCAGUCACGUUAUCUAAAGGCUCACACAUUAAUUCACACUGUGAAGAAACCUUACAUGUGCGAGAUUUGUGGGAAAUCUUUUACUAUGAUAAGUGACUUCAAGAAACACACAUUAAUUCACACUGGAAAGGAACCUCACAAAUGUGAGAUUUGUGGGAAAUCUUUUGCUGUGUCAGGCUCUCUCAAGAAACAUUCAUUAAUUCACACUGGAAAUAAACCUCACAAAUGUGAGAUUUGUGGGAAAUCUUUUACUAAGUUAGGUAAUCUCAAGCAACAUGCAUUAAUUCACACUGGAAAGAAACCUCACAAAUGUGAUAUUUGUGGGAAAUCUUUUACUAGGUUAGGUGUUCUCAAGCAACACUCAUUAAUUCACACUGGAAAGAAACCUCACAAAUGUGAGAUUUGUGGGAAAUCUUUUGCUGCGUCAUGCUCUCUCAAGAAACAUUCAUUAAUUUACACUGGAAAGAAACCUUACAAAUGUGAGAUUUGUGGGAAAUAUUUUACUAUAUUAGGCAAUCUUAACAAACAUUUAUUAAUUCACACUGGAAAGAAACCUCACAAAUGUGAGAUGUGUGGGAAAUCUUUUACUAUGUUAGGUGAUCUCAAGAAACAUGUAUUAAUUCACACUGGAAAGAAACCUCACAAAUGUGAGAUCUGUGGGGAAUCUUUUGCUACAUCAGGUGAUCUCAAGACACAUGCAUUUCAACACACUGGAAGUGGACCUCACAAAUGUGGUAUCUGUGACAAAAGUUUCACUUACUUGAAUACUCUCAAGACACAUGCAUUACUUCAUGUCAGAAAGAAAAUGUAAGUAUGUGUUAGUUUAUGCAAAUAGGUUUUCGUGGUUGGUGCCCUCAAGGCCUAUAAAAUAAUGUAUGUACCAGGGGACAAUAAAUUGUACUUUCGGCGAAAUAACUUUAAAAUCUGGUAGAAUUGUGAAAAAACUUGUAAUGAUGUGUACUAUAGAGUGCUAACAGAUGUGACAAAAAAUUCAUAUCUGUAGCUUGAGAUGUCAAGAAAUGGUAUUACCAAAUACUCAAGAAACAUGAAUCAAAUGUGUUUUUGUCAUUAGCACUGCUGCUUUUUCCUAUUGAUCUUGCGACAAGAAGAUUGUGAAUUGUGAUAAAUCCUUACAUUUGUCAGUAACCAUAAGUAUCUUGCAAUAUUCAGUAUAAGGCCAAGGAAAUGUGAUGACUUGCUGCUUAAUAUUCCAAACAAAGUCAUCAUGUAGUACUUGUAACUGUAUUUUAGAAACAGUGACAGUAAAAAUAUAUUCAUGGCACUUGCUUCAUUGAGGCUAGUAAACUCAAUACUGGAGAAACAUGA